Messenger RNA from Dromaius novaehollandiae (emu), 994 nucleotides. RefSeq names its product dehydrogenase/reductase 7C (gene DHRS7C). Gene Ontology annotation, biological process: intracellular calcium ion homeostasis. Gene Ontology annotation, molecular function: oxidoreductase activity, acting on the CH-OH group of donors, NAD or NADP as acceptor. The transcript is spliced from 6 exons. The coding region runs from base 1 to 936 and encodes 311 amino acids. Lineage: Eukaryota; Metazoa; Chordata; Aves; Casuariiformes; Dromaiidae. The record is from RefSeq and is a predicted model, not a curated record.
AUGGGUAUUCUUGCUAUAUUUGCCCUACCAUUACUCCUUCUAGGGAUCACUGGAAUUAUUCAUAUUUACCAAUCAAUCAUGUGGCUAGUGUCCAAGUCAGCUGUGCAAAACAAGGUGGUGGUCAUCACUGAUGCCAUCUCUGGACUGGGCAAAGAAUGUUCUCGGGUGUUUCAUGCAGGAGGAGCGAGACUUGUGUUGUGUGGCAGGACAUGGGAGAAGUUAGAAGCCUUGUAUGAUGCUUUAAUUAGUGUGGCAGACCCCAGUGCGACAUAUACACCAAAGCUCAUACUUCUGGAUAUCUCAGACAUAAACUGCAUCCAAGAUGUAGCUAAAGAAAUCCUGAAUUGUUAUGGCUGUGUGGAUAUACUGAUCAACAAUGCAAGUAUGAAGGUGAAAGGAGCAGCACAGAGCAUUUCAUUGGAACUUGAUAAAAAGAUAAUGGAUGCCAACUAUUUUGGACCUGUAACAUUAACCAAAGCCCUUCUUCCCAACAUGAUCUCAAGAAAAACUGGCCAAAUUGUUUUAAUUAAUAGUAUCCAAGGAAAAAUAGGAGUCCCAUUUCGUGCAGCUUAUGCUGCUUCUAAGCAUGCCGCUGUAGGCUUUUUUGAUUGUCUUAGAGCUGAAAUGGAAGAAUUCGAUAUUUGUGUCAGUACUGUGAGUCCAACCUUCAUCUGUUCAUAUCAUCGUCAACCAGCAUCUGGCAACUGGGAGGCAUCAAUUUGGAAAUUCUUUUUCAGAAAGGUGGCAUAUGGUGUGCACCCAGUGGAGGUGGCAGAGGAAGUCUUGCGCACAGUGAGCAGAAAGAAGCAGGAAGUACUUAUGGCCAAUCCUAUCCCCAGAGCAGCAGUUUACAUUCGAACCUUCUUCCCAGAGUUGUUCUUUGCCAUUGUUGCCUCAGGAAUUAGGGAAAAUCUGAAGACAGAAGAGGAAACUUGAUUUCGUUCAGUUCUUUUCCCUGUUAAUGACUUGAAUAAAGUUUAUGUUUCAGAUGUCA